AUGCACGGCCCAGCACGUAUCUCGUCGGUCCCAAAUAUCCCUCUCCAGUCGCCAGCGAUCCAGCCAGCGCCGGCGGCGCGGUGGGAAAUCAGAACUGGAGGCAUUGCGCGCGGCGGAGCUGAUGGCACAUUUAUCCCCGUCGAGCUUCUCCGCCGUGACGGCCGAGUCUCGCCAAGCGCGCCGCGCGGAGUAACGUGUGUGCUGUGGAGGUAUGUCAGUCACCUCCGGUGGAGAAAAAACAAAUUCAUUCAGAGGGUACUUGCUUUUCUCUGCAAGAUUAGCUUGUAUCCAAAUUGGCAGAAUAAGAUUGGUCAGUAUUCUUUACUUGAGGAUUUUCAAGGAAAUAUUUGUAUGAGAAGGUUAAACAAUUUCAUUAGAUGGAGUAAUAUCGUGUAUCCUAGAGAUCAAGAGAAGAUGGGCAUCAACAUGGGUGACAUGGUAAAUGAUCGCAAAGCAGGAAUUCCUACCAGCGUGCACACUGAAGUCAAGAAAUCAAUUGUGCAGUCUCUGAAAGGUACUCUACAGAGGAACGUAUUUGCUCCGGUUCUGGGUGCAACUACAACAGUGUGAGGAGUACAAGGACAUGAUGCAACUUGCAUGCCGUACUCUGGAGACUACAAUAAUGCAAAUUUUCGCCAAGCAUGGAUACAGAUUCAACAAUCGGAUAUGUGCUCAAUAAUAUUUUUUCAUCCAAAACUUUAUUGGCGUUUAGUUCCUUUAGUGUUUUUUUUCAUCAUAAUGUGUGAUGUGGUCAGCCUAAGUGCUGAAAACUUUGUAAUAAUUAAAGGCUUGGUGCUUCCUUUGAAGCAGAGUCCGGGAUAUUCUUUUCAUUAUCUAAAAAAAAGGUACUGCAAAAUUACACCACCUGAGUUGGAGUUGAGUAGGAGCCAAGAACAAGAGGAUGUUCUAAUCCACCGUGAUGUUGGUACCAAACUAUCAAGAUAUUGUGCAUA
This is a messenger RNA of Phragmites australis (common reed), 953 nucleotides long. RefSeq lists its product as uncharacterized. NCBI's taxonomy places the organism in Eukaryota, Viridiplantae, Streptophyta, Magnoliopsida, Poales, Poaceae. The coding region runs from base 1 to 570 and encodes 189 amino acids. The record is from RefSeq and is a predicted model, not a curated record. The transcript has 3 exons.